UUGAUCCGCGAUACAAAUACUGUUAUGACUUGGGCUCAGUUCAAGGAGUCCUUCUUUGAAAAGUACUUCCCUCAGUGUGUCAGGGAUAGAAAAGUGACUGAAUUUGAACAGCUGAAGCAGGGCACAAUGACUGUUGCGGAAUAUGAGACGAAAUUUACUGAACUUGCCCGUUAUGCACCGCACAUGGUGGAUACUGAAUAUAAGAAGGCCAGAAAAUUUGAAGGUGGCCUUAAUGUGGCAAUACUUGACCGGAUAAAUGUUUUGAAACUACCGACUUUUGUGGGUGUUCUCGACCGGGCAUUGAUGGCCGAGUCGAACAUUGCAGCAGUGAAACAAUCUGAGACACCAACAACUGAAUGGCAUGGUAAAAGGCAGGGUUUCAAAUUUAAGAAAGGCAAGCACAACCCAGCCAACAAGAAACAGAAUACGGGGUCGACAACUAGCCCCAGCCAAGGGAGUGGGUUCAUACCACCCUGUCCUGAGUGUGGCAAGAGGCACAAGGGGGUCUGCUACAGAAUAUCUGGAGCCUGUUACAGGUGUGGCAAGGUGGGCCACAUGGUUAAAGACUGCCCCUCUGCUCCACAAGCCAGUAGUAAAGCUGCACCAAGCGCAGCAGCAUCAACUGUGGCACCAAAGCCUAAUUAG
This is a messenger RNA of Camellia sinensis, 645 nucleotides long. The record is from RefSeq and is a predicted model, not a curated record. NCBI's taxonomy places the organism in Eukaryota, Viridiplantae, Streptophyta, Magnoliopsida, Ericales, Theaceae.